Molecule: messenger RNA, 7925 nt
Organism: Tachysurus fulvidraco (yellow catfish)
Lineage: Eukaryota; Metazoa; Chordata; Actinopteri; Siluriformes; Bagridae
Gene: magi2b
Product: membrane associated guanylate kinase, WW and PDZ domain containing 2b
Exons: 25
Coding region: 284-4411 (1375 amino acids)
Biological process (GO): receptor clustering; signal transduction
Cellular component (GO): dendrite; cytoplasm
Molecular function (GO): SMAD binding; signaling receptor complex adaptor activity; beta-1 adrenergic receptor binding
Source: RefSeq, a predicted model, not a curated record
GUGUGCGCGGGCGCGUGUGUGAGACGGUCUGCUUCGGUUGCAUAGCUACUGCUGCAGCUCUCGGCAGAAGCGCGCGCUACGUGCUACAUGGCUCCAUCAGCCGCGCGUGCGAUCGCGACAUUGUCGUGAAGAAGAAGAAGAAGAAGAAGAAGAAGAAGAAGAAGAAGAAGAAGAAGAAGAAGAAGAAGACGAGCGCCUAGUAACGGCGCUGGACAACCGAGCGACCCGAUGAAGAGCCGCCCGUUACACACGCGCUGCUAAGCGGAAAGAAAUUCUAUCCGCGAUGUCCAAGAGCUUGAAGAAGAAAAACCACUGGACGAACAAAGUCCACGAAGCGGCGCUCACCCGUAACAAGGAGGGCGAGCUGGGCUUCGAGCUGCGCGGCGGCGCUGAGAACGGUCACUUCCCCUACUUCGGAGAGCUGAAGCACGGAAAGGUGGCCAUCCAGAGCGGUAAGCUGUGCGCCGACGAGCUGCUGCUGGAGGUCAACGACACGCCGGUGGCCGGACUCACCACCCGGGACGUACUGGCCGUCAUCAAGCACUGCAAAGACCCGUUUCGCCUGAAGUGUGUGAAACAAGGACAUGAUAUUCUGGUGCACUAUGGCUGCUGUGCCAACAUCAAGCCGUUCACCGAGUCGAGUACUCAGGAAAGCAUAUAUGAAGUGGCUGGAGGUGUCAUAGAUAAAGACCUUCGCCAUUACCUGAACCUCCGAUUCCAGAAGGGAUCCGUGGACCACGAACUCCAGCAGAUCAUACGGGAUAACCUCUACCUCCGCACUGUGCCCUGCACCACACGACAACCCAAAGAAGGAGAGGUGCCAGGCGUGGACUACAACUUUGUGAGUGUCGACCGGUUUAUGGAAUUAGAGAAAAGUGGAGCUUUACUCGAGAGUGGAACAUAUGAAGAUAACUUCUAUGGCACGCCCAAGCCCCCGGCAGAGCCCACGCACAUGCUGUUUAAUGUGACUGACCAGCUGCUGCCAGGUGCUCGCCCCAGCGCUGAGGGGAAGAGGAAGAGGAACAAGUCAGUCAGCAACAUGGAGAAGGACAGCAUCGAGCCUCCUGAGGAAGAGGAGGAGGAGAGUCCUGUCGUUAACGGCAACGGCAUUGCUAUCACACCAGAAUCAAGCGAGCACGAAGACAAGAGCACCGACGCAUCAGGCGACGUGCCUCCACAGUCAUGCCCCGCCGAGACGCCCACCCUGACGGGCACAGACGCCCCUGAAGAGGAACACGAUGCCCCCAAAUCCCCGGCCGACUCGCAGAGCAACGACGACCUUGGGCCGCUCCCCGAUAACUGGGAGAUGGCCUACACCGAGAAAGGAGAAGUCUACUUCAUCGAUCACAACACCAAAACAACAUCAUGGCUCGAUCCUCGAUUAGCCAAGAAAGCCAAACCUCCAGAGGAAUGUGAAGACGACGAGCUGCCGUACGGCUGGGAGAAAAUCGACGACCCUAUAUAUGGCAGUUACUACGUGGACCACAUUAACAGGAGGACACAGUUCGAGAACCCCGUCCUGGAGGCCAAAAGAAGAAUCCAACAGCAGCAGCAAAUGCAGAGCCAAGGCUUGUCAUCCCUGCCGCUGCCCACCAUCUACAGAGAAAAGCCUCCGUUCACGCGAGAUGCCACCCAACUGAAAGGCACGUUUCUGUCCACGGCACUGCAGAAGAGCAACAUGGGCUUCGGAUUCACCAUCAUCGGCGGAGACGAACCGGACGAGUUCCUGCAGGUGAAGAGUGUCAUUCCGGACGGCCCGGCGGCGCAGGACAGCAAGAUGGCCACCGGCGAUGUAAUCGUCUACAUCAACGACAUCUGUGUCUUGGGCACCACCCAUGCAGACGUGGUCAAGCUCUUUCAGUCGGUGCCCAUCGGUCAGAGCGUGACCCUGGUGCUGUGCCGUGGCUACCCGCUGCCCUACGACCCCGAGGAGCCGUCAGCCAGCUCGACGGUGCCCCCUCUGGGCCUGGUUGAUCCCUCGCUCCUGCUCAACGGACGCAGCACCUACGACAACUACAUGGAGUACAUGUCCCUGACAGGGCGCCUGCUUCCUGAUCACGGAGACGCUCUGUCCCAGGUGUCCCAUCCCGGAGACACACACCUGGACGGAUCACAGCCACCGUCCCUCAACACACCGGGGCCUCUGCACGAGGACGCCAUCUCCAUGGCGUCGUCGACUGGGGCAACAGCCGGAGCUCAAGCAGCACCAGAGAUUCUGAGCCUCACAAUGACCAAAGGAACCGAGGGUUUCGGGUUCACCAUCGCAGACAGUCCGACGGGCCAGCGGGUCAAACAGGUGCAACAUAAUGUGCUGGAGCCGCAGGGCUGUCCGGGCUUGAGUGAAGGGGAUCUGAUAGUGGAGAUUAACCAGCAGGGGCUGCAGGGCCUCAACCACUCACAGGUGGUGCAGAUCCUGAAGGACUGUGCAGUGGGGACCGAAGCCACCCUCAUUAUCCAGAGAGGAGCAGGACACUUCUCUUCCUGGGACGGUGCCAAACAGUGGGACCCCCAGGGAAGCCCCCAGACUGGCCUCUCAGCCCCUGGCCUUCCCCACACCUCUGCUCAUGUGGGCCAGCCGCUCCACUGCACCUCUGCCCCUGACCCGGAUGGAGCUCACCUCAGCAAACCCGACCCCUACGACCUCUACGAGAAAUCUCGAGCUUUAUAUGAGAGCAGACAGCCGGGCCCACUGCGUACGCUCGCUGACUCUACAGGUGUGGAGUACCAGGAGGUAGAAGUUCACCUGCUGAGAGAGAAGACAGGCUUCGGGUUCCGCAUCCUCGGAGGAGACGAGGCGGUGCAGGCUGUGAGUCCGGAGGCUCGUGACAAGAUCGUAAUUGGAGCGAUUAUCGAGAACAGCCCUGCGGAGCGGGACGGCCGUCUGCGCCCGGGUGAUGAGCUGGUGUCAGUGGACAGGAUGCCGGUGGCUGGUCGACCGCACAGCUACGUCAUCGACCUUAUGCAUGCCGCGGCUCGCAACGGCCAAGUGACGCUUACUGUGAGACGCAGAGUGAUGCCUCAUCCCGGCCAGCCCUGUGGAGAAAACGGAUCAGCAGCCAAUCAGAGCAGCUCUCCUCGAGGUCGAGCCGUGUGUCCAGUCAACCUGCCGCCCACCACCGAUGUAGUCAUCCACCGCAAAGAAACCGAAGGCUUCGGCUUUGUCAUCAUCAGCUCUCUGAACAGACCGGAGAACACCACCACAAUCUCCGUACCACACAAAAUCGGCCGCAUAAUCGAGGGCAGUCCGGCUGACCGCUGUGGGAAGCUGAAGGUUGGCGACCGCAUCAUGGCUGUCAACAAUCAGUCGAUUAUCAACAUGCCUCAUGCUGACAUUGUGAAGCUGAUCAAAGACGCAGGACUCACUGUUACUCUGCACAUCAUCCCCGAGGAAGAUGUAAAUGGCCCCCACUCUGGCCCUACCUCAGAGAAACAGAGCCCCCUGGUGGUUCAGAAGCAGAGCCCCUCGACCUCUGCAACUCAGCCGAGUCCCAUCUUGGCCAACCCAAGUCCCCCGGCCCCCCACCCGAGCCCUGCCACCACGCAAUCCAGCCCACAGCGAAUGGAGCAAAGUCCUGCAGGAACACAAAGCACCACGCCCAUCACUCAAGCCAACCAGCCCACAUGUCAGCCAGGCCUCGAGAUGGCACACACAUGCCCGAUGAUGAGUCAGGCAGGACUGGCAGGGGAUCAGAGUGUACCGACUGUCCAGGGCGUCCCGGUUGUUUCAGGCGUCCCUGUGGUUCAAGGAAUCUCGGUCAUCCCAGGGGUCCCAGCUGUUCAACUAACCACCAUCGGUGGGGUGCCGGUCGCAGUGCCACCUCAGCUCUACCUUCAUGACAGCAGGUCGGAGGUAAAAGCCAGACAGGAUGUUAAACCAGAUAUCUGCCAGCCACCGUACACAGAUUACAGACAGCCUCCUGUGGACUACAGACAUCCUCCUGUAGCAGACUACAGACAGCCUCCGACUCUGGACUACAGACACCCUCCACCUCUCAUCGACUACAGACAGCAUUCAAUCCCAGAUUAUAGGCCACAGGACUACGACUAUUUCACAGUGGAGCUGGAGAAGAGUGUGAAGGGCUUCGGUUUCAGCAUUAGAGGAGGAAGGGAGUACAAGAUGGACCUGUUUGUGCUCCGUCUGGCUGAGGACGGCCCUGCUAUCCGCAACGGGAGGAUGAGGGUGGGCGAUCAGAUUAUUGAGAUAAAUGGUGAGAGCACACGGGACAUGAGUCACGCCCGGGCUAUUGAGCUUAUCAAGGCAGGCGGCCGACGAGUACGUCUGCUGCUCAAACGGGGCACGGGGCAGGUGCCUGAAUAUGGAAUGGUAUCUUCCAACCUUUCCAUGUGCAUGAAAAGCGACACUCUCGCCUCUCCAUAUUUCUUCAUAAUGGGACACUCUAAAGACACGUAGACGGUGCCACCUCCUGGAGUUCUGACCCUCCAGCCCCAGCUGCCUUGCCGGAAGUAGCGUGGCCCCGUUAAUCGACUUGUGUCCUUUGUCAUUGCCCAUCAUCUCACCCAGCCCUGUCCCCGGACUCGCUCCGCCCACUCUCUCUCUCUAUCUCUCUCUCUCUCUCUCUCUCUCUCUCUCUCUCACACAGGCAUUGCAUGAUGGGCCUGGACCAGACAUGGUGCUCACUGGAGGCCAGCUUAGCUCGGUGCCACCAGCAUUACAGAGUUGCACAGAGAGGUGGGGUGGCAGGUCCAUCCAGAAGAGCUGUGAACAGAAAGGAAAGUCCUGAGAAAAGAUGUGUGUCUGGUAUGAAGUGAGUGGAUGAAUGCCAGCCAUGGAUUGUCUGAUCCAGGAUUUUUUAUGAUAAUAAUAAAAACAUGGAGGGGCCACCAGGCCAGACGUAACUCCCCCGGCUUACACGGGCGCUCCGCAGUUUGACUCUGGAUCCAAGGACGUCUGAGAAGACCGGACCAGAACUGUUCAAUUCUGGUCUUCCUACCUAUUGGAUUCUCUCUCAUUGUGCUCCACUCACCAUCUUCAAUCCCGUUCACGUUCUUGGUUGAUCAUGUACGAGGGUUUGUUUGUAUUAUUUUGAGUUGCUUAUAUUACAGGCCUCUUAAAUUCAUGAGGCAACCAGUGAAGUUAUUCUGAACAAAUAUCUAUGUGUAGCAUGAAAGGUACCACAGCCACCAGAAAUCCAUGAAGGACUCAAAUAUAUCAGCAGUAAUGUGUUUCAUUAUUUGUCAGUGUUAGUCCAGCGUAGACCUUUCCAUGUGCACUGAUGUGAUAAAAUGAGGUGAAGAUCAUUUCAUCACCUUGCAUUCUUCUGCUGAGAAAACAUAUUUCAGAUAAGAAAAGCUGUCAACUCAAAUUAUUUUGUUUGAAAUGAGCAUAAACAAAGGGGAAAAAAAACAGCAUCGUAAAUAAACAUAUCAGUCAGCGACACAAUCAUGAAGACUCGUACCUCCAGCCACCUGUAAUACAGUUUUCAUAUUGCUAAUACAUUAUUAUAAUAAUAUGAAAUGCACUCCAUUUAUGCUAAUAAGACAGUUUUUUUUAAACUGUGGACUUCCGAGCCAAACCUGCGUACCACGCUUGUGCAGGAUUUCACAAAAGACUCAGUGUGUCAUUCCAGCCUCAUUGCCCCUGUACUGUGCUUCAUGAACCACACCACUGUGGGGCCGGGGCCCCGUCCUGAUCCUUAUAAUCAGCCCUCUCUCGCCUCCUUUUGCCUCAAGGCCAUUAAGCUAAAGGGACCUUAGUAGGUAGAAGCUAUGUGGUUGGAUUACAUCCAGAAAAUGGCAAAGCAAGGGGGGAUUGAACUGUGCUAUCUGAGACUAGGGGAGUUUAAGUCAAUUGAAAGUGUUUGCUCAUGUGGAGGAAGGUGUGAGCCUGCGAGAUUUAGGGAAAUAGCGGAGUGUGUCUAGUGUGAAGAGAGACCCAGUUGUAUGGGACAGAGUGCCUUACUGGCAGGAAUGGAUACAGCAUGAAAUGCGUUUUCCAAGACAACUCAUAGUCCUUGCGUGGACUGUAUUGGAGAUUUUGCAUUUUUUUUUAACAUUCAAACUUGCAGCUGUCAGAGUUGUUGGGAACGUCUGUGAAAAUAUCAAAUGUCAAUCUGCGUGUGCUUGGUACUACAGGAAAAGUGCUACGGCUUCGACCGAUCGGUCAAUUCAACAUUUCUGUUCUUUAUUUCUUUCACACCAUAAUGAUGUUUUGUUUUUUUUUCCAAAGCACUUUUUGUUGAAGCAUGAGACAAAUUAGCGCCAUGACAUACUACCAGGCAAGAGAGUCGGUCAAGACAUUUCCAUCUGUAACGCAAAGCCUUGGUAAUAAAAGAGGUUCAAGGUUAAUUAGAAGUCAUAACAAACCAAAAACUUUUGUGAGAAUUAAGAGCAAGAAAUGACAAAUCUUCCCAUAAUGAGAAAAAAAAUUGAAAUUUGUUUUGCUGAAACUCGUUUGUAAUGGAAGUCCAAGGGAACAAACUGAAUUCUCUCAGUAACUUUGUGAAGUAUGUGACUGUGCAUAAGGUAGUGUUCUUGCUUAUCCAGUUUCCUUCCAUCUUCCAAAAAAAAAAACAUCCCUGUAGGUGGAUUAGAACAAGUGUGUGCAUUCCAGGCUUCACGUGACUCUGAGGAUGCAUUUCUUAGGUCUCACCCUGUCUGUCGCUAGCUGGUUUAAGAUAGAAGAGAUCCGGCUGGUGCGAGAAAACUGGCCAAGACGAAUAUAUCCAGAAUAUUUUUCAGUGCAGGAAAAGUGUCCAAAUCCGUACCUGUGGUGCUCGCAUACUACAGAUUUAGUAGAUAGAGAUUAAGUUGGAAAAUGUUAAUAGUAUGCUUAAUAUGCUUUAAAAAGUUGUGUCACAAUGGUACUGGCCACAUUACAUCUACUUUGCUUACUUUGCUUGAGGAACGCUAGAGUCUCCCAGCUGGCCUUACUGGAUCGCUUGCAGUAUAGCUUGGGAAGCUAAUUCUACAUUUCUAACUCACCCUGUAUUUGUUUGACUGGUGUCUGCCUGAAGUAGUAACAUUCAGCCUAAGAACAUCUUUUAGUUUUAAAAGCAAGCAUGAUUGAUUGGAUCAUUUCAUUAUGUGUGAGAGUGGAAGCUACAUUCUGGAGUACUUUAAGGAGUAAUUUGUGCCAUAAAAACUUUCUGGAAGACAAAUUUCUCUCUGGUUUGCCUUCAUGUGCAGUAUGUUCAGAUAAAACUACAGCAGGCCUCUGCUGCUUUGCAGCCCACACACAGCCUGAUAACUGUGCCAACACAAGACGAUACACGAGUACACAGAAUGUAACUAAUAAAUGCCAAGCAGUGAGGAAACAUUUUUAUCUGAGAAGCUGCAUUCUAUUUAGUCACAUAUCAGAGACCUAAAUCUUGGGGGAAAUGUGAGAGAGAAAAAAACAACAACAACAAUGUGCCACAGAGAAAAUGCCCUGAAGGUGUUCAAAGGCCCUGAGAGUUUUGUACCUGAAACAUGCAUUUGUACCAGUUACUGAUUCACCGAGUGGUUGAAGUGUGUUAGAUUUAAUUGCUGUUUACAUGUGGAGAUGUAGGAAGAGAAAGACAGAGCAUCUAUUGCACAGCUCAAGCUUUUCCUGAUGAAGCUGUAUCCUGCCUGCUGUGGGAAAAAAAGAAAAAAAAGAAAAAAACAUUUUAUAUUACUGAGGAAAAUAUUGAAUCUGUGAAAGAUGGCACAUUCAAGGGGCCCAUUUCAGAUCGAUAUUACUGUGUAGUGUUAGAUGUGUAUUUACCUUGUACAGCUGUACUCCUAUAAAUAUGGUUUAAUGUAUUAUUGAUAGUUUCAAAGACUUAAGUGAUCAAAUAUUUUUAUGAAAUGCAACAGUGCGGAUAUAUUAAAUUUUGCUAAACUCUUGUUUACCUGUAUGAUAUUCUGAAAUACUGUCAAAUAAACUCUUGACAUGGUGUAAAGUAUUCAUUUUAUAGUAAUCAUUAAACUCAUCUCCGUUUCUA